AUGGUCAAAGCCGUUGUUGCUGGUGCCUCUGGUGGCAUUGGCCAGCCUCUUUCUCUUCUUUUGAAGACCAGCGCCCUCAUCGACGAGCUCGCUCUCUACGAUGUCGUCAACACUCCCGGUGUUGCCGCCGACCUUUCUCACAUCUCCUCCCCGGCUAAGCUCACCGGCUACCUGCCCGCCAACGAUGGCGCAAGGGCUGCUUUCAAGGACGCUGACAUUAUCGUCAUCCCCGCUGGAAUUCCCCGCAAGCCUGGUAUGACCCGUGAUGACCUCUUCAACAUCAAUGCCGGCAUCGUCAAGGGCCUCAUCGAGGUUGCUGCCGAAGUUGCCCCCAAGGCCUUUAUUCUCGUCAUCUCCAACCCCGUUAACUCGACUGUCCCCAUCUCGGCUGAGAUUCUCAAGGCGAAGGGCGUUUUCAACCCCCAGCGCCUCUUUGGUGUCACCACCCUCGACAUUGUCCGUGCCGAGACUUUUGUUGCCGAGAUUAUUGGCGAGAAACAACCCCAGAAGCUCACCAUUCCCGUCAUUGGUGGACACUCUGGCGAGACCAUUGUUCCCCUUUUCAGCAAGGCUUCUCCUUCCGUCAACAUCCCCGCCGACAAGUACGACGCUCUUGUCAACCGCGUCCAGUUUGGUGGUGACGAGGUCGUCAAGGCCAAGGACGGUGCUGGCUCUGCUACUCUCUCGAUGGCAUACGCCGGUUUCCGGCAAGUUUGCUUUACACACCUAUGCACGACUUCGCUAACCAUUUCACCCAGUUUCGCCGAAAAGGUUCUGAGAGCCGUCAAGGGCGAGAAGGGUCUCGUUGAGCCUAGCUACGUCUAUCUGCCCGGUGUUCCUGGCGGUGAGGCCAUAGCCAAGGCCACCGGCUGUGACUUUUUCUCUGUCCCCAUUGAGCUCGGCCCCAACGGUGCCGAGAAGGCCAACAACCCAUUGGAGGGCAUCACCGACCAGGAAACGGCCCUACUGGCAAAGGCCAUUGAGGGUCUCAAGGGCAACAUCUCCAAGGGUGUCCAGUUUGCCCACAACCCUCCCCAAAAGUAA
Messenger RNA from Cordyceps militaris CM01, 1044 nucleotides. Its product is annotated as malate dehydrogenase. The coding region runs from base 1 to 1044 and encodes 347 amino acids. Gene Ontology annotation, cellular component: cytoplasm. Lineage: Eukaryota; Fungi; Ascomycota; Sordariomycetes; Hypocreales; Cordycipitaceae. The record is from RefSeq and is a predicted model, not a curated record. The transcript is spliced from 6 exons. Gene Ontology annotation, biological process: malate metabolic process; tricarboxylic acid cycle. Gene Ontology annotation, molecular function: L-malate dehydrogenase (NAD+) activity.